Cylindrotheca closterium is the source of this 324-nucleotide messenger RNA. The record is from the annotation of a GenBank genome assembly. NCBI's taxonomy places the organism in Eukaryota, Bacillariophyta, Bacillariophyceae, Bacillariales, Bacillariaceae.
AUGUCUGCUACCGCCGCCCUUGAACAAUCCAUGAAACUAAAACAAACCCAAAAGUCUGGAACAUUCCAACCAAUGAUCAGUCUGAAGCGCCCUCUAUCCUCCAUGGGAAGCUUUGACCUCAGCGAAUUCGAACAAGCUUCCAAGCAAAUCGAAGACUCCAUUGCCUUUCCAAGCAUCGAAUGGAGCUUUUCUGAUGACGAUGAUGAGGACGAUGUCUUCUCUUUCGAACCACCAGCCAAACGAUCCUGCAACGGCUUGGUGCGAUGCAAGAGUUCCGCCGAUCUCUCCUCCGCGAGAUGUGGCUCCGCUGGAUCUUUGUGCUAA